AUGCAGCUCCUCAGCACUAUCGGCUUGGCCGCCCUCGCUGGCGUUGCCUCCUCCAAGGAACUGCCCCAGGAUACCGCAAGGGCCGCAGAGCUGUAUGACUCGGGCAUUAUUCACCAGCGCAUCAUGAACAACAAGCACUCUUGGUGGGACAAGCAGAGGGCCGCCGGUGCGUUCGAGUCUUCGCAGUACCCGGAGCUCUCGAACGUUCCCUGCGUGGAUGGUGUCGCUGUUGGCAUUCAGGGCGAUGCCAACAACACCUUCCGCUGCAACAACCUGGACCUGGUCCACUUCCUGAGCCACGCCGACCUUGGUAGCGAGCUCGGUGAGGGCUCCUCCUCGUGGGGCUGGACUUCGGACGAUGGCCGUGAGUUCAUCGCCAUUGGCCAGAGUGAUGGUGCUGCUUUCGCCGAGAUCUCGCCCGAGGGCAAGCUCAUCUACCUUGGCCGUCUGCCUCAGUACUCGGUCCCCGCCAUCUGGCGUGAGAUCCGUGCCUACAAGAACUACAUGGUUAUUGGAUCUGAGGCUGUGGGCCACAACAUCCAGAUCUUCGACAUGACCAAGCUCCUGGAUGUUGAUCCCGCCAACCCGGUUACCUUCAACAACGAGGACGAUCUUACCGGCCUCUACACCGGCCUUCCCGUUGGCCGCACCCACAACGUCGUCAUCAAUGAGGAGACCAACUGGGCCUAUGCCGUUGGUGCUGCUCCGAGAACCAACACGACCUGUGCUGCUGGUCUCAUCUUCAUCGAUCUGACUGACCCCUCCAACCCCGUCAGCCCUGGUUGCGACCCCCAGGAUGGCUACGUCCACGAUGCUCAGUGCGUCAUCUACCACGGUCCCGACACCAAGUACGAGGGCCGUGAGAUCUGCUACGGCUACAACGAGGACACGCUCACCAUCUACGACGUGACCGAGAAGCCCAACUCCAAGGUCAUCUCGCGCACCUCGUACCAGGGCGCGUCGUACACGCACCAGGGCUGGCUGCUGGACAAGGAGUGGCAGGAGUUCCUGAUCCUCGACGACGAGUACGACGAGUACGACCAGGUCGAGCCCGCUGCUGACGGCUACUUCGUCACGUACAUCUGGAACAUCUCGUCGCUCGAGGCGCCCAAGCAGACGGGCAUCUACAAGAGCGAGCACUACGGCAUCGACCACAACCAGUACAUCAUCAACGGCAAGGCCUACCAGUCCAACUACGGCGCCGGCUUCCACAUCAUCGACGUCUCCUCCAUCCCCACGGACCCCACCGGUGCCGGCGUCAAGGAGGUCGCCUUCUUCGACAUCUACCCCGAGGACGACGCCCUGCCCAACGGCGGCAUCAUCGAGUUCGUCGGCAGCUGGAGCAGCUACGCUUACUUCAAGAGCGGCUACUACUUCGUCAACACCAUCGAGCGCGGCGCCUUCGUGCUGAAGGACUCGUCCAAGUAG
Molecule: messenger RNA, 1428 nt
Organism: Lasiodiplodia theobromae
Lineage: Eukaryota; Fungi; Ascomycota; Dothideomycetes; Botryosphaeriales; Botryosphaeriaceae
Exons: 3
Coding region: 1-1428 (475 amino acids)
Cellular component (GO): extracellular region
Source: RefSeq, a predicted model, not a curated record